Cylicocyclus nassatus is the source of this 406-nucleotide messenger RNA. NCBI's taxonomy places the organism in Eukaryota, Metazoa, Nematoda, Chromadorea, Rhabditida, Strongylidae. The record is from the annotation of a GenBank genome assembly.
AUGCCGAGGAAGAUUCAUUUGACAUGGAACAUGUCCAGGAAGGAUGCAAAUACCGAUGGUUUAAGAAAGCUGGCUAAAAAACCUAGGGCUCGGCACGAGAAAAUGUUGUCAAGUAAGCUUAUUCUUACACUGCUCCUCGUACUCGCUCUAGUUUAUUCAACAUCAGCCCAAUGGGGAUGGGGCUGGGGAAUGGGAAUGUAUCGCCCAUGGGGUAUGGGUUACGGUAUGUGGCCUGGCAUGUAUGGAAUGGGAAUGUAUCGACCGUGGGGAAUGGGAAUGUGGGGCAAGAAGUGAAGCUACUAUCCGACGUGAUGUACAUACAAGCUGUCUUCGACACGAAUGCUCAGCAUUUAUCUGUAGUUAUCGCUUUACGUUUGUGUUUUUGUAUUUUAUGAUGCAAUAAACU